Molecule: messenger RNA, 1380 nt
Organism: Striga asiatica
Lineage: Eukaryota; Viridiplantae; Streptophyta; Magnoliopsida; Lamiales; Orobanchaceae
Source: the annotation of a GenBank genome assembly
AAAAAAAAAAAAAAAAGUGUAUGCCGCUUAAAAUUUGUAAUACGUUUGGACUCCCAACCAAAUCAAUAGUCACUUUCCCGGAAAAGGCGAGGAAUAAUGGCGCAGGCCGCAAGGUUGAGUUUACGAAUGCAAAAGGAAGUGAAGCUGCUUCUCACUGAUCCACCGCCGGGUGCCUCUUUCCCUACUCUCUCCGAUGACUGUUCUUUCACCUCCCUCUCCUCCAUCAAUGCACUAUUUCAAGGACCUCAUGGAACUGUUUAUGCCAAUGGCGUCUUUAAGAUCAAGAUCCAAAUACCGGAGAGGUACCCAUUUCAACCGCCAGUUGUGACCUUUGCUACACCUAUAUACCAUCCGAAUAUAGAUAAUGGGGGUCGCAUUUGCUUGGAUAUCCUCAAUCUCCCUCCUAAGGGCACUUGGCAGCCAUCUUUGAAUAUUUCAACUGUCUUAACAAGCAUUGGACUCCUCCUAAGUGAACCAAACCCUGAUGACGGUCUCAUGCAUGAAGCGAGUAGAGAGUAUAAAUAUAACAGAGAAGCUUUCAACCAGAAAGCAAGAUCCAUGACUGAGAAAUAUGCGAGAGUUGGAGAAAGUGGAAGUUCUAGUGGCAGCCAAAUUCAUACAGGUCCAAGCACCGCACAACUGCAGACUGAAACACAAGGAAGCGGAAGCAAGCUCUCACUUGGAUCUCUGCAAUCAAACAGCAAUGAGAUAUACAAUGAGAGUUCUGAUAAAUCAAAUGCCAUGAGAAAUAAAUUGUCUUUACCUGUUCCCCUUGGUAAAAAUCGUAUGAGCCUGAAAAGUCAGUAUUCAUCUGUGUUGGAUGCCAAAACCACUACUAAUGAUACUUCCGAGUGCAUGCCAUCAAUUACUACAGGUGGCAAAAACAGCAGCAUAAGUGUUGGCAAAGAACAUCAAUCCUUGCCCUCUGACGAGAAAGAGAACCUACCUCUAACAGGCCAAUCAAAUUGGCUUGGGGCCAGCAGUGACAAUAAUCCUGAAAACCAAUCAGGCCAUCUUUUCGAAUUUCUGCAUGUGAAAAAUAGUAUAGCUGAGGACGUCAUUGUGUUGGAUAGUGAGGAUAGCGAAGAUGAGAAAGUACCGGUGAGGUCCAAGUUGUUGCAAUCGAGAAGAUGCUUGCCAAGGAAGCGUAAAGGAAAUCUAGCUUGAUCGGUUUUUCUUCUGUGCUCUAAAAUACUUCCGCCAGUUUUGUCGCUUUUACUUAUGCUUGUCCUAACUGUGUUACUGUACAUGGACUAUGGAUGCAAAUCUAUACUAAUGUUUUGUCUUAUCCUUUUUCUUUUUACUUUAGGGAUGUCUGAGAUAUUUUUGAGGGAGUAUCUUCUUACACGUCAUAACAUAUACUAUAACACAAUAAAUCUA